CUACGGUAUAUGUUUAAAUUUAAACUGUAGUCAGCCCAACCUUACAGCAACGAUACCGGCAGCGUCGCUGCGCAGCUCCGUUCUCCGUGUAUUUUUCUCCGGGCAGCCUGAGUUGUGGUGCAGCCUAUAUAUAUGCUUAAUACGGUACUAGGAGUAGCAUCUACGUAGAAACGGGCCCGGAGCCCAGAAAUGGAACGGGUCGCUGACGUCCCAGCACACGGCGAGUCCAAUCGGGACCCUUCUGACUUUGCUCUUACCAGUAAGAAUCUUGUUAGUUGCUACAUGUGCCGCCUAAUCAAGUCGCGCAACCAGCUCCCCAACGCGCAAUCAGCAUUGGGCUCCAGCUACAGCCACAGUCACAGCGUCACCUCACCCUCCACGCCCUCGUGUGGUGGUUUCGGAGCCUUGAGCGGCGCACAGCAGUACAUGGCGAGGUCUGUUGCCUAUUUGGGAAAUGCCGUCGGGCUGCCAGCGGCGCCUGGUUUGGGUCUGAUGGAUCCAGAUCACGUGCUACAUCGGAUCUUUGCGUACGAACCGCCAGCGCUGGACAGUUUGUGGGAUGCCGUACGAGCCGGCAAGACGUGGAGCGGUCUCGUCUGCAUGCCGUCACACCUAGAUCUCCGGGGCCUGCGGGACGCCGCCAGCGUCGCCGCCACGUCCACGUCACCAUGCGCCGGCCAACGCGCCCUCAGUGCGGCCGCCGACGCCACCGCUGCCGUCGUCCCCGAAAGCAUGCCAUGGAGCCAGGGGCUUUUGUGCGGCGGCAGUGGCAGCGGUGGAGUCGGUGGCGGCGCUGCCGCCGAUACGGACGUCGUGGGCUUGCUGCUACAGCAGCUGCAGCGGCACGGGAGCCGCACGGGCUCGCGGGUCGGUGGCGGCGCGACGGCGGCUACAGCUACGUGCGCCUCGGCGGCGGCGGUUGCUGUACCUGUCGGCUCUGGACGAGGGGUGGGGGAGGGGAGCACAGCUGUCGUUACUGCGGCCGCCGCUGGCUGUGGCAGCGGCGACAGCGGUGGCGGCGGCGGCGGGGGCUCCUGGGGAUUCGGCUGGGUAUCGCAUCUGCCGUCCGCCAGCUUGCCAUCGCCACAGGCGCCGCCGGCCGAAUGCAACGCCAGCGCCGCCGGUUCACUCUCUCCUGACGUGGUGGCCACUAUUACCGGGCCGCCGCCGCCGCGAGCUACUGCAGCCACAGCCGGCGGCAGUAGCGGUGGCGGCUGCAACAACAGCGGCAGCCGCGGCAAACCCGUUAUGAAGCUGCCGCGCAACGUCUCGGCACCCACCUUUCGCAGCGUUGCGAGCUCUAGUCGUCCUCUGCCGUCGGUACUGGAGGCGGAGGCAAGCUGCGGCGGCAGCGUUUGCGGCAGCGGAAGCGCCGCCGCCGUCAGCGUGGCGACCCUUCUGGCGCACCGUGCCAGCUGGAACGCCGACCAGACAUUCCCAGCCCAAGCUGGAACGUCGCUGUCAAACCGCCUGGCGCAGACGGAGUACGCCCUGAACGGUAGCUACCGCGCCAUGCGGAUUGCGGCGUCAGCGGCGUCUCAGGGCCUUCUAGGCCAGGGGCCUACUACUGCUUUCGAUGGCGGCGGCGGCGGGUGGUCGUACGGCAGCGCUGACGGCCUUCAGUGCUGCAGCCCCCGCGGCUUGGAUGCGUCCCUCGCGGAUCAGUUGUCGGGUCCCAAGUUUGUGCCGCCCCUGGUAGCUAAUUGCUACAUGGUGUGCGGCGGACUUGUAGAAGAGGACGCCGAGGGAUUCAGGUCCGUUACAGAGGCCGUGGAUCCCCUGCACGCGCACAAGGUCUUUGCAUUCGCCGCCGACAUGAUGCCCGGUACCGGCCAGUACGGCCUGUACGACUUCAACGUUGCCGGCCGAAUGGAGUCCAAGGGUGUACCUGGUGCCGUACACAUUUCUGCGGCCACGCGGGCCUUAUUGGGCGCCGCGGCCGACGGGUUUCUUUCCACGGUGGGAAUUCCCGUCAAGGGCAAGGGGUUCAUGCUCACGUACGUGUACGACCCGUGCGGCGUCGCUCUGCAGCGCUCUCAAACAGUCUCCCGAACUGGAUCAGCCGUGCCGGGUAUUGGUAGGGAAGGUCCCCAGGUCCCGGGGGGAGAAGCAUCUAGCGGUACACCGACAGAGGCGCCGCCUCCGUUGCCGCAAUAG
This is a messenger RNA of Volvox carteri f. nagariensis, 2157 nucleotides long. RefSeq lists its product as uncharacterized. NCBI's taxonomy places the organism in Eukaryota, Viridiplantae, Chlorophyta, Chlorophyceae, Chlamydomonadales, Volvocaceae. The coding region runs from base 190 to 2157 and encodes 655 amino acids. The record is from RefSeq and is a predicted model, not a curated record. Gene Ontology annotation, molecular function: guanylate cyclase activity; peptide receptor activity. The transcript is spliced from 9 exons. Gene Ontology annotation, biological process: receptor guanylyl cyclase signaling pathway; intracellular signal transduction; cGMP biosynthetic process.